AUGGAUGAGAUGAUAGAGACGAUGCGUCAGGUUUGGAGGGUCUAUAACAGAGUCAGAGGUAUAGCUCUAUCUAACGAACGCUUCCUGUUCGUGUUCCAAAGGGAGGAGGAUUUGGUAAUGGUGCUAAACGACAGACCAUGGUCCUUUAACCAUUGGACGAUGCUGUUGGAUCGUUGGGUUCCAGUUCCUCCGAAAGAUUUCCUGACAACAGUGGACGUCUGGGUUCGGAUCAGUCGGAUACCAAUGAAUCAUUAUAGGUUGGAAACGAUGGAUUUCUUAGCUAGCAAGGUGAGAUUGGAUAUCACCCGGCCAGCUUUGGAGAAGAAGGUUCUAAAUCUUCCAUCAGGGGGGCAAGCCGUGAUUGAGUUUGAGUAUGAAAAGUUGACGAAACGUUGCUUUCACUGUCUUCCGUUGACUCAUGAGAGACCCGACUGCCCUUACCUUCGGGAAAAAGUGAGACCAGUGUUUAAAGAGGUGGUAGUAUCCUCUAAUGGCAGAGCUUCUAACCUGAAAGACCCUGUUGGGACUGUUCCUCCACCAGGACAUGCGGUGCCGCCUGGUUUCUCUCCUAUGUUUCCACAAUUGGCGGAGGAGGAACGUAAUGCGGCACUGCAGUAUGUUUUUCAUAGUGAUCCUACAGAGAGUCAGGCCCGGAUCAUGCGUGUGCAACAAUCUAUCACGGAUAAGGGUGCAGUAGGAGCUAGGCAGAUGCCAUUGAUUUCGCAUAAUCUUAAGAAGGGUAAAGGCCAUGUAUUUGGAUAUGAGAGACAGAGGAAGAUUGGUGGAGACGUGUUUUGCUCAAGUAAGUAUAUGCCUUUCAAGCUGUCUACUGGUCUGGUUGUUAGUUGUGGAGCAGACGAUCUCGAGGUGUCCUCAUCUUCCUCUCCUGUUGGUCCUACGGUCUUCAGGAUUGGUUCAUCUACUAUUAACCAUCCUACCGGGACCAAGAGUGAUGGGAAAAAGUCGAGGAGACGCCCGCAGAGGUGGAAGAGGCUGAGUCAGACGAAAGCUUGUGUUGCUGGUGAUGGUGAUGGUCUUGCUGGAACUGAUGAUGCCCUAAAGAAGUCAGCUUUGGUUAUUCAUGGUGAAGAUACAGUUGCUUCCGCUGGUUUUUCCAAAAGGAAAGCGGUCUCGUGUGUUGGCGAUCACUCUACAAAAUCUCCAAAAAUCAAUACAGAAACGGUGGCUUCCGCUUUGAAGCCGCUGCCUCCCCAAUGA
This is a messenger RNA of Brassica oleracea var. oleracea, 1218 nucleotides long. RefSeq lists its product as uncharacterized. The record is from RefSeq and is a predicted model, not a curated record. The transcript is spliced from 2 exons. Lineage: Eukaryota; Viridiplantae; Streptophyta; Magnoliopsida; Brassicales; Brassicaceae. Bases 1 to 1218 code for a protein of 405 amino acids.